This is a messenger RNA of Arvicanthis niloticus (Nile rat), 288 nucleotides long. NCBI's taxonomy places the organism in Eukaryota, Metazoa, Chordata, Mammalia, Rodentia, Muridae. The record is from RefSeq and is a predicted model, not a curated record.
AUGGUCCAGCAUUUGACAUUCUAUCUUAAGCUUACCUAUAAUACAGUCUCUAACAAAACUAGGCUGUUCUUAACCCCUGGUUAUAGAAUUAUUUGUCUUUAUAUCUAUGCACCAACAUCUGUAUGUGGUAUGUACUCAAGCCGACUUCAAGGAGUUCAUGCUGCGAGACCUAAAGUCCUUAUGAGAUUAUCUAAAAUGAAAAACCAUGUCAGGAGGGCCUGUGGUGUUUCCACGGGCACCAAUUGUGUCCAUGACAGGAUCCAAUGUGAGUUUCUUACUGAAAAGUAG